AUGCUGCCUCUCCUCGACGCCCGAGCCGCCGCGCCAGAUGCCUCGACCAUGACAGCCGCUACUUACUCGACCAUGGCAGUCGCUUCUUCCUCAGGCGUCUCGGCCACCAUCUCCAGCGCCAUCUUGGAGACGGGCAUGGCCACCGUCGCCACUGCCGUCGCCACCGCCGUCGCCACCGCGCCCCCGUCGCCUGACGGCCCCGAGAAGCAAGGUCCGCCAGGCGAGUGUCGGUUACUCGGCUCCUUCGCCCUGCUCGUCCAGGCCGCUCUCGGAGCGCUUGCUCUCCUCUCCCUCGUCUUCAAGCGUUGGCGCGAGAGGCCGCAGCGGCCCGUCAAGAUCUGGUUCUUCGACGCCUCGAAGCAAGUCUUUGGUUCCGUGCUGGUUCACAUUGCCAACAUCUUCAUGUCCAUGCUCACCAGCGGUCGCUUCUCCAUCAAGCUGGAGCCCACCGGCGUUCCCGAGCGGCGCAUGGCCGGGAACGACGAGUCCUAUAAACCGAAUCCCUGCUCAUUCUACCUCCUUAACCUGGCAAUCGAUACCACCCUGGGCAUCCCUAUCCUCAUCGUCCUGCUCCGCAUCAUAACUGGUCUUGUAGAGUUUACACCCUUUGGCAGACCAGCCGAGUCUGUCAAGUCCGGUUAUUACGGCAGCCCACCCAACGCCGUCUGGUGGCUCAAGCAGUCCAUCAUCUACUUCUGCGGCCUCUUCGGCAUGAAGCUCUGCGUUCUCAUCAUCUUCAUCCUCAUGCCCUGGAUUUCCAAGGUCGGCGACUGGGCCCUCGGGUGGACAGAGGGCAACGAGCAGGUGCAGAUUGCCUUUGUCAUGAUGAUCUUUCCCUUGAUCAUGAACGCAAUGCAGUACUACAUCAUCGACUCCUUCAUCAAAGGUCGGGACCUUCAUCAUGAUCGCUUGCCAUCCGAGGACCCCGACGAGACACGGGCGUACGGCGAGAGCACGAGCCUCCGCGGCCAUGAUGCCGAGACGGACGACGAUGACGACGGCGUCGACGACGAAGCGGAUGCUGUGAAACAUCCGGGCCGUCUUCCUGCCGACGCCCCCGAGGGAGAAUACGACCCGGAUGUCGACGGCGACUUACCCACGGUCGUCGGCAGCAGCUCCAGCCGCCGUGUAACUCGAACCAAAGUCCCAUCUGAACUGUUCCCCAAGGAAUGA
This is a messenger RNA of Drechmeria coniospora, 1173 nucleotides long. Its product is annotated as FK506-binding protein 2 precursor. Lineage: Eukaryota; Fungi; Ascomycota; Sordariomycetes; Hypocreales; Ophiocordycipitaceae. The transcript has 2 exons. Bases 1 to 1173 code for a protein of 390 amino acids. The record is from RefSeq and is a predicted model, not a curated record. Gene Ontology annotation, cellular component: membrane.